Molecule: messenger RNA, 3000 nt
Organism: Grosmannia clavigera kw1407
Lineage: Eukaryota; Fungi; Ascomycota; Sordariomycetes; Ophiostomatales; Ophiostomataceae
Exons: 4
Coding region: 1-3000 (999 amino acids)
Biological process (GO): DNA replication initiation
Cellular component (GO): DNA replication preinitiation complex
Source: RefSeq, a predicted model, not a curated record
AUGUUCACCUCGCACAGCCUGCCGCGCCUCCAUGCGUCUGCCGUUGACGAUGGCCGUGUCGGCCUCGAUCUGCACCGCCGAAAUGGCUCCUUGUCAGCCCCUCCUCCUCAUGGCCACCUCUCGCGCAAGAGACGCAGCGACCAGGCCCUCCUUCCGGCUGAGGAUUCCAAGCGAAGACGGCAAAACAACAAGCUCGAGACUGCCGAGGCCCUCCUGAAGCCGUCGAUUGUCGUGCGGGCACAUCCUCCCAAUCCCCUCUCCAAGCCGUGCACGCUGCUACCGCUGAUGUUGCUGCCGCGCGAGCAUCUGCCGCUGUCGCUUCUCGAUCUCGCCGCCCCGCACGGUGACCUCCCCUCCGGCCGCCAGUUUCAGUCCCACAUCCGCAUCCUCGACCUUGAAGGACGACUGGGAUCCGAUUUGCUCAUUGCUCAUGCCCACUCGGGCGGCGCUGCCUUUGCCAUUGAGCGCGAUCGCUCUGACCGCUCCGAUCGCUCCGACCUCUAUGCCCUCUGCCGUCUCGGCAGCUGGGUCGACCUCGGUCAGCUCAGUCGUUUGGCCACGGCCGUCUGUCGCGAGCGCAUGCCGUCAUGCACGCCGGUCGAGACUGAUGGCACGAUCGGACAGCCCGCCGCCCUCAUCACCGCCCAGGGUCACAAGGAACAGCGCCGACGCCGGCUCGCCAUCGAGGAGCUGCAGUCUAUCGUGAGGCGCCGCCCGACGUCGUCGACCGUCGGCUCGCUGCCAGAGGUGGCUCUUGUCCAGCCAAUAUCUCCCUCUGCAGACGGAGAAUCACAGACACAGCUACAGACACAAACGCAGACACAGGCACAGACACUGCCCUCCACCCAUCUCCCUACUCCACCAGAAACAAGCAUACAGCUUUCACCUGCAACCGGAUUGACCUCUGAUCAGGCAGAGCCUCCAACGGCCGACACAAUCUGCCAAAAUAUUCGCAACCACUAUUUUGAGGCUCUGUACCACUCCAUGGGAUCGCUUGCAUAUUUCGCCAAGGGGCCACUGUCCCGGGCACGCGCCGCGUUUCAUCUGGACUGCGACUCGAACCUAGAGAUGGACGAUCUCAUAGACUUUCUCAAGGGCAUAGUGCUGACGACGGCGCUCAUCGACAAGAAGUACCGCGAAACUGUCCCAGAGCUGGUGGCCCGGCUGCGCAUGCUCGGGAACACGUCCGACCACGAGGGGCCGAAGAGGAAGACGUCCAAGAAGGCGAAGAAGGUCAAGCGUGGAAGCGAUGGACUUUACACGGACGAGGAGCCGCACAUCCGCAAGUGGUGGAGUGCCAACAAGCCGGAGGUGCACGAUGAGGAAGCAGUGCCGCGGCCAGAGGAGGUGAAGUACGCGAUCUCGCAGCUGCGGACGCGGGAGACGCAGCUGCAAAUGAUUCUCAUCCUGGAGAUCCUAGCGCUGGAGACGAUGCGGCCGGCGGUCGGCGAUGAGGGAGAGAGUCAGCUGCCGGGGAUGGGGGCGAGCGCAAGCAGCACGCCGCCGGCAAAGCGAGAGGCGGCCAAGAAGCGAAGCAAGCACAACCUGCCGCUGCUGAUUGACGUGCACGCCGACCGACUGUGCAUCUGGCAGUCGACGACGGCCGACGACGUGCGGGCGAUGGCCGAGUCGCAAUCGAGGGACAGCGGCGAGGACGGUGUGCAGCGGUCGCAGCAUCCGCUCCAAGACUUCUGCGUCGACAUCAUCGUGCCCUUUUUCUCGGCCCGUUUGCCGCUGGUGUGCGAGUCGCUCAAUUACAAGCUCGGCGGGCCGGUGGUGGCGCCGCCUUCGCGACCAAAACUGUCGAGGAUACCGUCGAUUAAAGCGGCCGAGAGGCCGUCGUCACGAGCACGACCAGGCACGGCAGCACGGAGGCUGGCGCCGGCACAGUCACAGCCAUCGUCAGCACGGAGUCUGGAGCGAGUGCUCUCGAACGAGCGGCUGCGGCGUAGUGUGUCGCGGGGGCCCAACGAUGCGAUUGCACAGAUGCGCAGCGCCACGGCAGCGCCGAUCCCGGGACUGAAGCGGGAGAUGAGCGAGCCGGGUCCGUUGACAGGGAUUCCGCGGCGAGGAUCAUCAGUGUCACUUUCGGCGUCUAUGUCGACGACGUCGACGUCGUUGCGCGAGCGGCCGACUAACAUGCUGAGUCGAAGCGUCUCGGACGCGGCCAUGAUGAUGCGCGGCAGCGCUGAGGAUCCACGGACCCGCAAGAAGGCGCAGGUGGAGUUUGAGCUGCAGGAAGCGAUCACGGCGCUGAAGAAGCCAAACCGCGGGCUGGCGGGCAAGUCGGUGGUAGAGGCAGCAGAGCGGCGGCUGGGCGGACAGAUUCGAAGAAUCAAAAAGAGCGGUCCUCCCAAGGAGCGUGUGCAGGUCAAGGCGACGCCGGUCAGCCAUCGGUUCCGCGACGUGUUUGGCGGCGUCAGCAACAGCUUCGACGACAGCGACGGCGACUAUGACGACGACGGAAUGCUGCGGCUGCCGGGAGCACGGGCACAGCAGCUUCUGUUUGCGGCACAUCCGCAUGCUGGCAGCCAGAGCCGCGUGGCAGCGACGCCACUGACCGGCCGCGUGGUCCAGGCGACGCCGGCCCGGGCAUCGGUGCUGGAGGCGGUGUCAGAGACAGUGACAAAGGCGACAGCAACUGUGGCCGUGACAGCAUCGCCAGCACAGAGGCUAGAAGAUGUCGUGCUGCUAUCAUCGCCGCUGCAGGAGAGACGACGACGGCCACUAUUUGCGACACCGACAAAGAGGGUAGGGGGAGGGGGAGACAGGGGAGACAGGGGAGACAGGGGAGACAGGGGAGACAGGGAAGAGACAGAGAGGGCAGAGAGGAUAGGGACAGAAAGGGCUGAGACUGAAAAGGCUGAGACUGCAGAGACGACACAAACAGAAACAGCAGUAGCAGAAACACCAGGAAAGACUGGGAUGCCGACAACCGAAAACGCACAGACGCUGUAUCAGCAGCUGGGAUGGGACGACGACAUUGACGACCUCGCAUGA